AUGUUAACUAAAUUAAUCACAAGGCUUGACUUCAAGAACUAUCAGUUUGUGUUGGCUUUGGCUUUUGCUAUUGAGGAGAUCAAUAAAAACCCUGAUUUUUUAAGUAACUGGACUCUGGGAUUUGACGUCUAUGAUGAUCAAUACAGAGCUUGGUCAAUGCUUAAGAAUCCCUUCAUUUGGCUCUUUGGGAAGUACGAGAUUCCAAACUACACUUGUAUGAGAGACAGCAGGUCUAUAGCAGUACUUACAGGACCACAAGGAUUAACAUCUGACAAAAUUGGAACAUUGCUGGGACUCUACAAAUUUCCACAGAUUACCUUUGGGCCUUUUUCUCAUGUCCUGAGUGACUAUCACAAGUUUCCUGCUCUCUAUCAGAUGGCCCCAAAGGAUACAUCAAUAGCCACUGCCAUGGUCUCCUUACUGCUUCACUUCAGCUGGAAUUGGGUGGGACUGUUAAACUUACAGGAUGAGAAUGAUUCGUGGAUUCUUGCUGAAUUGAAAGAAGAGAUGGCCAAGAGCAGAGUUUGUGUAGCCUAUGAGCAAUUAAUCUCAAUCCAAUCGAUAUCACAUGUACUAGAAGCCAUGGCAGUUUAUAACGAGAUAAAUAAAUCUUCAGCAAAUGUCUUCAUCAUACAUGGUGAUAAUGGUAAACUAAUAGAAUUAAUCGUGUGCAUUGAGCAACUUUUAAUAAAAGGCAGAGUUUGUAUCAUGAACUCACAGUGGGAUUUCACCAUGAAAAGGAAAUACUUCAUGCUAGGCUCAUUGCAUGUACCUCUCAUUUUUUUACAUCAUCAUGAAGAUGUUUCUGGAUUCACAGAAUUUGUCAAGACAGUUAAUCCUUCCAAAUACCCAGAAGACAUUUUUCUUGCUAGGAUCUGGUUUCUGUCUUUUAAUUGCUCAGAUAUUGAGUCUGACUGUGUGACAUGGGACAACUGUGUUCAUGAGGCCUCUUUGGAUUGCUUGCCUGGGCAUGUUUUAGACAUGACUAUGUCUGGACACAGUUACGAUAUAUACAAUGCUGUGUAUGCUGUGGCCCAGGCUCUCCAUGAGAUGCUUCUUCAUCAGACAGAAGUUCAAAUAAUGAGAAAUAGAAAAAGGACACCACUUUCCCCUACACAGUUGCUCCAUUUCCUGAAGAACAUCCAGUUUCACAAUUCUGUUGGGCAGCAAGUGAUUUUGGAUGAGAAAAGGAAAUUGGAGCCAGAGUAUGACAUUCUGAACAUUUGGAAUUUUCCAGAAGGUCUUGAACUUGAGGUGAAAGUAGGAAAGUUUUCUCCAUAUGCUCUUCAUGGUAACCAACUGUCUUUAUCUGAAGAUAUGGUGGAGUGGGCCAUAGGAACCACAGAGACUCCUCACUCUGUCUGCAGUGAGACUUGUGGUCCAGGAUUCAGGAAAUCUCCUCAGGAGGAAAAGGCUACCUGUUGCUUUGACUGUACACCUUGUCCACAGAAUGCAAUUGCUAACGGCACAGAUAUGGACCAGUGUGUGAAGUGUGCAGAUCAUCAGUAUGCCAACACACAGAGAAAUAAGUGCCUCAUGAGAACUGCAAGUUUCCUGGCUUUUGGAGAUCCCUUGGGCAUGGCUCUGGCCUGCAUGGCUCUCUGCUUCUCUAUGCUAACUGCUGCUGUUCUUGGGAUAUUUGCAAAACAUCAAGACUCUGCUAUCGUCAAGGCCAAUAACCGGACUCUCAGCUACAUCUUGCUCAUCUCCCUCAUCUUCUGUUUCCUCUGUUCCUUGCUCUUUAUUGGUCGUCCCAACACAGUUACCUGCAGACUGCAGCACAUCACAUUUGGGAUUGUCUUCACUGUGGCUGUUUCCACAGUGUUGGCCAAAACGGUGACUGUAGUCCUGGCCUUCAAAGCCACUUCUCCAGGGAGAAGGAUUAGGUGGCUGCUGGUAUCAGGGGCUCCUAACUUCAUCAUCCCCAUCUGUACCCUCAUCCAGGUUACUCUCUGUGGAUUCUGGCUGGGGACUUCUCCUCCCUUCGUUGACACAGAUACAUACUCUGAACAUGGCCACAUCAUCAUCCUGUGCAACAAGGGCUCCCUCACUGCCUUCUACUGUGUCCUGGGAUACCUGGGCUCCCUGGCCCUGGCCAGCUUCACUGUUGCUUUUCUGGCCAGGAAUCUGCCUGACACCUUCAAUGAAGCCAAGUUCCUGACCUUCAGCAUGUUACUGUUCUGCAGUGUGUGGCUCACCUUCUUGCCUGUCUACCACAGUGCCAAGGGGAAGGUCAUGGUGGUUGUGGAGGUCUUCUCUAUCUUGGCCUCUGGUGCAGGGCUCCUAGGCUGCAUUUUUGCCCCAAAGUGUUACAACGUUUUGUUAAUGUCAAAUAGAAAUUCUCUUCGUGACUUCAGGGAUAAAAAACCUACUAGGAGGAAUUAG
Messenger RNA from Dipodomys spectabilis (banner-tailed kangaroo rat), 2385 nucleotides. RefSeq names its product vomeronasal type-2 receptor 116-like. Gene Ontology annotation, molecular function: G protein-coupled receptor activity. Bases 1 to 2385 code for a protein of 794 amino acids. NCBI's taxonomy places the organism in Eukaryota, Metazoa, Chordata, Mammalia, Rodentia, Heteromyidae. Gene Ontology annotation, cellular component: membrane. The transcript has 6 exons. Gene Ontology annotation, biological process: G protein-coupled receptor signaling pathway. The record is from RefSeq and is a predicted model, not a curated record.